UCCUGCAGGAUUCGGUGCUGCCGUCCCUGCCCUCCGCCCGGCAGAGCUGGAGCCCUUCGCCUUCGCGCUCGCAGCCCGGCACCUGCAUGGAAGCAGAAGCUGAUGGUGGCCCGAGAUAUUUUGGGGGUUAAAGGAUUUGAACUGCAGCUGAAUAAAACUAGGGCUGAAAAUUGAAGGAUGGCAGCAAAUCCUUCGGGACAAGGUUUCCAGAAUAAAAAUAGGGUUGCAAUCCUGGCAGAACUAGACAAGGAGAAGAGAAAGUUACUUAUGCAAAACCAGUCUUCCACAAAUCACCCUGGAGCCAGCAUUGCACUUGGAAGGUCACCACUGAACAAGGAUUUCCGUGAUCAUGCUGAGCAGCAGCACAUCGCAGCACAACAGAAGGCUGCACUGCAGCACGCACACGCACAUUCCUCAGGAUACUUCAUAACUCAAGACUCUGCAUUUGGAAAUCUUAUUCUUCCUGUCUUACCUCGACUUGAGGCAGAAUGAGGAAUGUUGUGUCUUGGAACUGCAAGGUCUGAUUUUUGUCCAUAGCAGGAACUGCCUGACCUUUUAAUUUCUUUACUUACCUUAAAACCUACUUUUUUUCUGGAUUUUUGUGGUUGCCUUUUGGGAGUGUGAGCUCCAAUGAUAAAAAAGCAAUGUUGUUGAACAGCGAUUUUUAUGCUGUAUUUCUGUUCCUCUGUCAGGUCAAAGUCAGACAUAAGACUUCCGUGGUGUGUGAAGUGCAUAGCGCUUGCUCUUCCCUGUUUCUGUGCUUCCUUUAAAUAAAUGUCCAAACCAGAGUCAUCAAGAGAUGCACACUCUG
Molecule: messenger RNA, 811 nt
Organism: Opisthocomus hoazin
Lineage: Eukaryota; Metazoa; Chordata; Aves; Opisthocomiformes; Opisthocomidae
Source: RefSeq, a predicted model, not a curated record